Hemicordylus capensis (graceful crag lizard) is the source of this 7698-nucleotide messenger RNA. It is a transcript of the gene MYO18B, whose product is annotated as myosin XVIIIB. The record is from RefSeq and is a predicted model, not a curated record. Gene Ontology annotation, cellular component: myosin complex. The coding region runs from base 218 to 7495 and encodes 2425 amino acids. The transcript has 44 exons. Lineage: Eukaryota; Metazoa; Chordata; Lepidosauria; Squamata; Cordylidae. Gene Ontology annotation, molecular function: protein binding; ATP binding; cytoskeletal motor activity.
CUCCUCCUCCUCUCCUGGCUUUUCCUGCUUGGUAGGAUCCUGCCGCUGCUUCCAGAGCCUGGGGGUGUUUGUAUAGGAAAGCCCCCCUUCCCUGCUCCUGUCGCUGGCAGUGCUGCUCACAGAGAAGGCUGGCCUCCUGUGUCUCCAUAAAGCACCAUUCUUUGUGCCCCAUCUCGAAGCACCAUAACCACUCUGAGCUGCUCUCACCCACAUCAGCAUGGCCAUCUCAUCACGUCUCGCUCUGUGGGAGCAAAAGAUCAAGGAGGAGGACCGGAGCCCCCCGCCCACGUCUCCACCCCCGCUCUUCUCGGUCAUUCCUGGGGGCUUCAUCAAGCAGCUUGUGCGGGAAACGGAGAAAGAGUCCAAAGAAGCUAAGCUGAAAGAGAAAAUAGCCAUAAAUUCCAAAGAAGAUCCUCCGGGGAAGCCGAUUGAGGGGACAGUGCAGCAGUUUGUGAUCAAGGACCCCAACAUCCUGGAAGUGAGGGGGGACAUGGCCAGCCAGGACGAACUGCUCCCGGGCAGGCUGAACGGCGAGAAGCACGGAGGGGACGGUGCCGCUGAGAUCCAGGCAAGGAAGUUUGUCCCUCUCAAGCGAGCUGUCCACAGGCACAGCGCCAAGCAGCCUGCCCCGUUGGUGGCUGAACCGGACCCAGGAUCGGGGGAGAAGGCCCCCACUGAGGCAUCCCUGACUCCUAAAGCCCCUGCUCUGGAGCAGAGCAAAGCCGCCAUCCCCACCAAGGAUGCUGGGACCAGCACGACUCCUCCAGGCAGCGGCACCGCUGGACCAGCAAGGAAAGGCACUUUGCCCCGGAGUAAACGCCUGGAAGGCCCAGGGAAAGAGGCCACCACGAGAGGCAAGCCCAAGGAAGAGUGGGCCUCCUCCAUCAGGCCAGGCAGCAAAGCCAAGGGGGUGACGGAGAAGGGGAAGGCAGAGCCAGCGGAAAGCAAAGGGAAGCCGGAAGAGCCGGGGGGGAAGCCGGGGGGAGAAGCCCCGGAAAAGCCAGCGGGGAGAGGGAAAUGGAUGGAAGAAGCCAAGAGGGGAAGGGUAGACGCGGGGAAAGAACCCACAGGCACCCAGGAGGAAGAGGGAGGCCCCGGGAAAGGGCCAGGAGGAGAAGGGCCAGCCGGCAAGCCAGAGGAGACUGCAGAGAAGCCGGAGGAGCCCCAGAAGGUGCCCGCCAGGGAAAGCCAAGGCGGCCAUCCUUCGGACAAGGUGCCUGAGGACAUGUGGUACGAGACGGAGAAGGUUUGGCUGGUCCAGAAGGAUGGAUUCACGCUUGCUACUGAGCUGAAGCCGGAUGUGGGGACCCCAGAGCUCUCUCCGGGGAGGGUCCGGGUCCGAGUAGAGGCAGACGGCGCCGUCACAGAAGUGGAUGAAGAAAAUGUUGAGAGGUCCAACCCGGCCAGCCUGGACUACGCCGAAGACCUGGCCUCCCUGGUCAGCCUGAACGAGUCCAGCGCCAUCAACACCCUCCGGCACCGCUUCCAGUCACAGCUGGGCUACACCUUUGCCGGCCCCAGUUUGAUCGCCAUUGAGCCCUUCUCGUCUGUGGCCAGCUGCUCCAAAAAGGCGUUCAAAGGCAAGAGGGAGGGGAUGGCGCCACACAUCUUUUCAGUGGCGCAGAGGGCCUACUGGAGCCUGCUGAUGCAACGCCAGGACCAGACCAUCAUGCCCCUGGGCAGGAGCAGCGCGGGAAAGACCACGUGUUGCCAGCACGCCCUGGAAUACCUGGUGGCCGCCGCGGGCAGCCUGGACAACCGAGUCACAGUGGAGAAGAUCCAGGCCAUGUUCACGGUGCUGAAAGCCUUUGGGGCGGUGUCCACCAGCCAGAACAAGGCCUCCACCCGCUUCUCCAUGGUCAUGGCAUUGGACUUCAGCGCCACGGGCCUCAUAACAGCCGCCCACUUGCAGACGAUGCUCUUGGAGAGGAUCCGGGUGUCUCAGCAGCCGGAAGGGGAGAGCAAUUUCAACAUCUUCGCUCAGAUGCUGGCGGGGCUGGAUUUGGAUCAGAGGACGAUUCUACAUUUGCACCAGACGACAGAGAGCAGUACUUUCGGCAUCAAACCGUGUCAAAAGGCCGAAGAGAAGCAGAAGGCUUUGGCUGCCUUCCUGCAGCUCCAGGCGGCCAUGGAGACCCUGGGGGUCACAGUGGAGGAGCAGAAGGCGAUUUGGCGGGUGUUGGCUGGCAUUUACCACCUGGGAGCUGCAGGAGCCUGCAAAGUUGGCAGGAAGCAGUUCAUGAAGUUUGAAUGGGCGAACAAUGCAGCGGAAGUUCUGGGCUGCGACUUCGAGGAGCUGACGACUGCCGUCUUCAAGCACCAUCUCAAGAGGAUCAUCGAGCAGGUCACGGCCAGAGGCGGAGGAGCCCUGAGCCAGGAGGAGGACCAGGACCGCCCUGAGGCCGGGCCCAAGCUGACUGGCUCGGAGUGCGUGGAGGGGAUAGCAGCAGGGCUGUACGAGGAGCUCUUUGCAGCGGUGGUGUCUCUCAUCAACAGAGCCUUCUCUUCGAGUCACCUCUCCAUGGCCUCCAUCAUGGUGGUGGACACCCCCGGCUUCCACAACCCCCGGCACCAGAAGAAGGAACGGGCGGCCACGUUCGAAGAGUUCUGCCACAACUAUGCCCAAGAGCGGCUGCAGGGACUCUUCUACAAGAGGACGUUUGUGUCUGCGCUGGAGAGGUACCAGCAGGAAAAUGUCGAGGUGCCUUUUGAUCUGCCUGAGCUCUCCCCAGCGGCGACUGUGGCUAUUGUAGAUCAAAACUCAUUCCAGGUUCACCUGUCGCCUGGAGGCCAAGGAGAAGAUCCAAAAGGUCUGCUCUGGAUCCUAGAUGAGGAGGCCCUGAUCCAAGGUUCAAGUGACAGCACGGCCCUCAACCGCCUGUGCUCUUAUUUUGUGAAGGAGGGGCUGAGUGACGAAGGACAGGCAUCCCUCCGCAAGUGUGAGCGGGCCCUGCAGUUUGAGGUUGCGCACCAGCUGGGCAGGGAUCCGGUCCGCUACGAUGCCACCGGCUGGGUGAGCAAAGCCAAGUGGAAUCUCUCGGCCCAGAAUGCCAUCGAGGUGCUUCAGCAGUCGAAGAUAGAUGCUCUGAAGAAACUGUUCCUGCCAAGGUCUAAAACGCCCCUGAUAUGCCGCUCAGUGGCGGGCCUGGAGGGGAGUUCCCAACCUGCCCUCCAACGUAUUGGCUGCGUGAGGAAGACCUUCACCAGCAGCCUUGCAGCCGUGAAGAGGAAAUCUGUGUGUGCUCAGAUCAAACUGCAGCUGGAUGCUCUUUCCAACCUGGUGAAGAAGUCCCAGAUUCACUUUGUCCAUUGCCUCGUCCCGAGAACGGAAGUGGAAGAAGGGGCAGAGGAGAAGGCUCUGCAGUCCUGCCUGACGCCAGGAGGGAUGGCACCACCAGUAUGGGAUAUCCCAGCCCUGCGAGCCCAGCUGUCUGGGGGGCAGAUCUUGGAUGCAUUGCGGCUCUACAGGAUAGGGUAUGCGGACCGCAUGGUGUUGACCCAGUUCCGGCGCCGUUUCCAGAUCCUGGCACAGCCGGUGAUGAGGAAAUAUACCUCGGCCUACGAGAUGACGGAUGAAAACAAGGCCCUCGAGGAGCUGUUCCGGGCCCUCAAUUUGGAGAAGAAGAGCUUAGCCGUGGGCCACACGCAGGUGUUCCUGAAGGCCGGGGUCCUCUCCAGGCUGGAGAAGCAGAGAGAGAAGCUGGUGUCUCAGAACCUGACGUUCCUCCAAGCUGCCUGCAAAGGCUUCCUCUCCCGGCAGAAGUACAAGAAACUGAAGAUCCAGCGUCUGGCCUCCAGGUGCAUCCAGAAGAACUUGGCCGUCUUCCAAGCCUUGAAGGGCUGGCCCUGGUGGGCCCUCCUGUGCCGCAUCCGGCCGCUGCUGAGCGCCAACCUUGAGGAAGGCCAGCUCCGAGCCAAGGAGGAGGAACUUGCUAUGCUCAGAAAAAAGCUGGAAAACUCGGAGUUUUCGCGGCAGGAGCUUCGGCAGAGUGCGGAGAUGCUGGAAGCCAAGAUCCUCGAUCUUACCACGGAGCUGUCUGACGAACGCUUGAAGGGGGACGUGGCCUGUCAGGUCCUGGACGGAGAGCGGGCGGAGAGGCUGCGAGGGUCCAGGGAGGUCCAGGAGCUGCAGAGCAAGCAUGGCCAGUUGCAGAAGAAGCUGGAGGCGGCAGAAAAGCAGCUGGAGGAAACACAGCAGCAGCUUCAGUUGAGGGAAAUUGGAGCAAACAGUUCUGGGAAAGGCGAGGAGUGGCAGAUGCACCUCGACUGUGCUCAGACGGAGAUCGGGUUUCUCCGGAAGCGGAUCACGCAGCUGGAGGAGAGGCUGGAGGUGGAACAGAAGGCCAAGAAAGAUCUGGAGCAAAAGCUCAGCGAGGCGCAGAAAGCCUACGAGGGUGCCAGGCGGACGGCGCAGCCGCUGAAACGGAAGUGCAAGCAGUUGCUGUGUGAUCUGGAGGACACCCGCGUGCUGAUGGAAAGCCAGCAGGGCCGCAACCAUGACUUGGAGAAGAAGCAGAAGAAGUUUGACAUGCAGCUGGCCCAGGCCUUGGGGGAGUCGGCCUUCGAGAAGAGCCUCCGCGAGAAAGUUAUGCAAGAGAACACCAGCCUGAACUUUGAGGUGGGGAAGCUGCAGCGGAGCUUAGAGGAAAAAGAACUGGAGAACGCCAGUCUCAACCGGCGGAUUGCGGUGCUGAGCGCUCGCAUGGAGGAGCUCAGCAAUUCUGGCAGCCUGGAUCCCAAUGCUGUGGCCGCCCUCCGGAAGAAGCUCUGGGACCUGGAGUCAAGCGCCUCUGAGCAGCAGAAAGAGCUCAGCCAGCAAGCCAACAGCAUCGAGCACUUGGAGCAGCUUCACCUGAGACUCGAGCUGGAGAUAGAGAGGACGAAGCAGCUUCACCAGAAGGAGCUGGAAGACAAAGAGGAAGAGCUGGAAGACGUCCGGCAGUCAUGCCAGAAAAGGCUCCGUCAGCUGGAGAUGCAGUGUGAGCAGGAGAGCGAGGAGAAGCAGACCAUCCUCCGCGAGAAGCGGGACUUGGAAGGCCUCAUCGCAACCCUUUGUGAACAGAUUGGCCACCGGGACUUUGACGUGGAGAAACGGCUCCGGCGCGACCUGAAGAGGUCCCACGCCCUGCUGGCCGACAUGCAGCUGCUGCUGGAGACCGCGGGGGGAGAGUCUGCCCCGCCGGGGGGCCGAGAGGAGCUGGAGAAGCUUCGCAGCCAGUCGGAGGAGAGCUUGGCCCGGUGCGCCGAGGCCCAGCAGUCGCAGAAGGCGCUGGCGAUGGAGCUGGACCACCUGCACACGGAGCUGGAGGCCGUCAGCCGGAGCAAGAACUUGGUCGAUGAGCAGCUGUACCAGCUGCAGCACGAGAAAGCGGAUCUCCUGAAACGCAUCGAUGAGGACCAGGAGGACCUGAACGGGCUGAUGGCCAAGCACAAGGCCCUCAUUGCUCAGUCUGCAACAGACAUUGCCCAGAUUCGAGAGCUACAGACGCAGCUGGAGGAAGCGAAGAAAGAGAAACACAGCCUGCAAGAGAAACUGCAGGCAUCCCAGGCCCGGUUGGUCUACCUGGAGCAGUCGAUGGUGGAACGGUCCAUUGUCAGCCGGCAAGAAGCGUUGAUCUGUGACCUGGAGAAUAAGAUGGAGUUCCAGAGUGUCCAGAUCAAGCGCUUUGAGAUGCUGGUUCUCCGUCUUCGGGACAGCGUGAUCAAGAUGGGGGAGGAGCUGGAGAAGGCGAAGGAAGGCGAAGCGCGGGAAAAGGAGAACACGCGCUACUACCAGACGCGGAUGGAGGAGAUGAAGGCAGACAUGAGCGAGCUGGCCCAGAGGGAGCUGGAAGCCAGCCAUCGGCGGAUGGAGCUGGAGAAGCAAGUGGACGAGCUGUCUGCGGUGAGGCAGACGCUGCAGGCCGACCUGGAGACCUCGAUCCGGCGCAUCGCGGACCUGCAGGUGGCUCUGGAGGAAGUGCAGUCGAGCGACGAAAGCGACACAGAGAGCGUCCAGACAGCUCGAGAAUCGUUCAGCUCACAGCAAGAAACUGAGAGUCACCUGAGUCUGGGGUCAACCAUGAGCUUGAACUUGGAGCCGGAAGGAAGCGUCAAAUCCUGGCUGAGCUCAGCGUCCGGCUGGUCCUCUCCGUCGGGCACCAGCCUGGCUGGUAGCCUCUCCAGGCAGUCCCGAGACAGCCAGAGCCUGCAGAGCCUGCGGAUAAACAAGGAUCAAGAACUGAGCCAGAACGUGUUGCCGCUAAGCGCUAGAAGGCGUGAAUAUGGCAGAAGUGCCGGGGAGAUGGAUUUCGGGAAAGCUGAAAGCCCUUUGCUGGGUGUCCAAAGGUGGGAAUAUGGGAAGCCUUUUUGCAGGGAGGAGUCUGAUGCUCCUAAAAGAUUAGGAGCUGUAUCUCCAUCUGUGAUGAGGAGGGUGUCUUCACCACCAGCAGCAGAGGAAAAAUUGCCAAGUCCUUUAUCUCCAUCGCUGAUUCAGAGGGCAUCUCCUUCAGCAGAAGACAAGCUGUCUCGCUCGUCCUCUGCGCUUUCCGAAUACGUUGAAGAACUGCGGAGAAAGAGGUUGAGGGACAAGGAGGCGGGCAACUUAACAUUGGAUGACACCUCCUCUCUCCCCAUUUACCAAACGGCAGGGGCUUCCUCCCUCCGAAGAUGCAGGACUUUAAAGGAUGAUGAAGAUUUCCCAGUGAAACUCGACAAACUCGACGAAAGUUCUGGUGCCGGACUCGUCCGCUCCUCCAGUUUGAGAAAUAUACCAUCUGAAUCCCCGGCACGGCCGGUCCUCUCCCCAGCCCUGAAAAGGCACUCCAAGUUUGGAUCCUACGACUCCCUUCUUCAGAACGCAGAUGACACGUACUCGAAGCUCAGUUCACCAGCCUUGGGAGGAGAUACGUUCAGCACAUCACGACUGAAGCCAUGGAGAAGUUGCCUGGAGACAUCGUUGGAAGAAGCAAGGGAUACCGAUCUAGGGAAAGAGCCCCUGAUGUUUCAGAGCAAGAGAUUUGGUAACGUCCCCAGUGAAAGCAAAGAAAAUGACCUGUUCUCUUGGAAAAUACCAACUCUAAGCUACGAGAGGAAAACGAAUGUCGAUUUUGAGGACAUCCUCCCAGCCAUCCGGAAAACCCAGUCAACGAGUAGUUUGUCCAGAGGUCCCAAAGAAAGGAAGGAAGGCCAACCGCCCUUGAGUGUCCAUUUUGAAGACCAGCUCCCGGCUGAGCGCCCGUUCCUCUCUCAGAUCAAGACCACUUUAUUGCCAAGUACCAAACCCAAGGAGGACCCUGGGAACCUCUCUGACUCCUCCUCGUCUUCUGGCUCAGUCGUCUCUUUCAAAAGCGCCGACAGCAUCAAGAGUCGGCCAGACAGCCAAAGGCCGGAAGGGGAAGGUUGUGUUGGGAAAGCAGCAGCCGGUGAGAGUGCGAAAGACAACCGGCGGUCGGAGGCGGAAGGAAAAGAAGAUGAUGUAAAUAGUAUCAUGAUGAAAUACCUAGGAAAAGAAUAAGGAGUCACGGGUCCGUUGGAACCAUCAGAGAUGGGUCCGUCGACGUCACCUCAUCCUAGGCGGUGGUUGGAGCUGUCGGCUCCCCUACCCCAAAGCUCAGCCACGUGUGUGAGAGGAAAAAAAGACCCAGCAGACUUUACCUUGGGAAGCUGCUUUCGGGGCUCGCUUCGAUUUAUACGAAAUAAAGCAUUUUGCUUCUUUGA